CGGACUCUGCAUAUGCAGACGUAGAAGUAAAAAGGAAAGACCUUUUCGGAACUUGAACCUUUUUGUUUCUGGUUCUCAUAAUACAAUCAAUUUGUUAAACAUCCCAUUUGAUGUUUGUGAUUUCUAACUGUCGGAUAGUGUUGCCAUGAUGGAACAAAAUAGAAGUCUGAAAACAAUCUUCAUUUGUCUUUUUUCAGUAAUCGUUUUGCAAAUUACUGAAGCCGACGUUCCUUGUUCGCCAUCAGUCUUUAAAUGCUUCAAUGGAAAAUGCAUAAAGCGCAAUUGGUUCUGUGAUAAUGCUGAUGACUGCGGGGAUAAUUCUGACGAGCGCUAUUGUGCUAUAGAUUCUCAAACUUCCUGUCCUUCUAAUUGGGUCCGUUGCCCCGAUAUGCUGAGGUGCAUCCCGGAACACUGGAUGUGCGAUGGAACCACGGACUGCAGGGGCGUGUCUGAAGAAAUAAACUGCGGGAAUGAUGUGAUGAAAAUACCAGGCGUUGCUGCCGCCAAAACAAGAUUAAAGACAUGGUUUUUGCAGAAAAGAAAAAGGAGUCCCAGCACCAGCAAAUGGGGUCCUCAGAUUCAUCGAAUAGCCGUCGCUUUGCAGUUGGCGGACGAGUCCACUUUUAAUUCUACGAAUUAUAGGGACGAUGAAAUUCGUUACGAACUCAUUAUACAAUUCCUUCAUCGUUUUACAAAAGAUAAAAAGAUGAGCUCACAGGAACUUGCCUUGUACAUUCACGCUAUGCUAGUGUCUUGUAUGGAUCCGAAGGACUUCUACGGAGACAAUUUAGUACUGGAACUGCGCAAGAGAGUGGAAGCGACCGGAAAUUACACAAACCCCUUCCAGAUACUCGUUCUGUGUAAUGCGGGAGACACCAUGACAAUCAAAGAUGUAGAAAGAGUUACUGCCGCCUUUGACUCUCAGCACAGACCUUUCUGGACAGAUUUACAAGCCUUAGCGAGUAUGGCGCUAGCUUGCAUCUCUUCUCGUGCCGAGGGAAUUGUGGACGAGCGCAUCCUCAAAGAUAUGCUACAGGAGCUGAAGCGCCACCAAUUCAGAAACGGAACAGUCGAUAACUUCAGGACUACUGCUCUCGUUACUCAGGCUAUGUUCAUCCACGAUUCCUACAAGAAGGAAUACGACCUGAAUGCUGCCGUACAAGUAUUAAUUGACGGCCUGACAGGAAAUUAUUCUCUCCUUGAUGCCUAUUAUACUCUUCCGGUCUUCUAUGCUAAAAGCCUACUGAACGUCACCGCUAAUCACUGCAGCAAGGAUCCGGGUACAGAAGAAGAAGCUUUACAGAAAUUACUGGAUACCAAUGGUGAAGCAAUAAUUGUCAAAUAUUCUGUAUGGAUUGGAGACAAGAUAAAUCUGGCCCGAACUUGGGGACUGAGAAUUCCUGCCAAUAGCACCAUUUAUGCUGCUAUCGAAACCGUGGCAAAGAUAGACAACAGACAGAAUGUCAAAUACAGCGUUGUGGAAGGCAAACCAUACGUCAAGGCCGUGAACGGGAUAGAAGACGAUCCCGAAAUGGGAACGUACUGGUUCAUUUACUUAAAAUCUUCCAACUCCGACGAUCAACUAAACAUCGUGGAAGAAAGUCCUGCGGAUUUGAAACUGCUUCCUAAUCAAGAAAUAAUACUGUGGUACAAACCUGCUCCGUGGAUCGGACCGAUCUUGAACUAAAAGGCAAUUGCAUCGGCUCAGUUAUCUUUUUAAGAUCACCUUUAUAUAUAUAUCUUUGAAAUAAUUAAUUUGCUAUUUUUCUACAAUUCAGUUCAUAGAGUGUUUAAAAUAAUAUAUAUAUAUAUAUUAAAGUUUUUAUUUUUCUUA
Messenger RNA from Argiope bruennichi, 1834 nucleotides. RefSeq lists its product as uncharacterized. Gene Ontology annotation, biological process: cobalamin transport. The transcript has 10 exons. Lineage: Eukaryota; Metazoa; Arthropoda; Arachnida; Araneae; Araneidae. The record is from RefSeq and is a predicted model, not a curated record. The coding region runs from base 146 to 1687 and encodes 513 amino acids. Gene Ontology annotation, molecular function: protein binding; cobalamin binding.